CAAUAGUUUCGUAUCACGACUUGCACCUGCUGAAGAAUUGAUCUACGUAAAACACAACACAUUGCAGUCUUUCGAGGGCAAAUUAACCAGUAAAAAUGUUAUCAAAUUUUGUAAGAGAGUACAAUAUCAACCGGGUACUUUUGUUGACCAUAGGUUUUUGGCCGUUUCAAAGCAAACACAUAAAAAAUUUGUUGUGGACUUCUUUCUUCCUGCUCGAAAUAAGUUUCUGUCCGUGGCAGAUAUUAUUGUUGUACAAUAAUUCGAACGAUACAAAAAUGAUUUUCGAAGGUUGUUAUCAAUUUAUCCUCUCAGUCAAUUUUAUCGGAAGACAGAUGAAUCAUUUGUGGAAUAGCGACAAGUGUUACACAUUAAAUCGUCUCCAUACUUGUUACAAUCAGUUUCGAUACUUAUAUAAAGCUAUUGACGAGCAUUGGGAUAUAUUUACAAAUGAUGUGGAAAUUCAAAUUUUGAAUGACUAUGCCAAGUUGUCGCGAAAAGUUACAAAAUAUUACGCUAUGUUACUGUAUAUCAUGAUGGUGAUAUUUCUAGCAAUACCGUUAACUUCGCCGCUUCUAGAUAUCGUAAUGCCUUUAAACGAAUCACGUCCGCGAUUCUUUGCAUUUGUAAUUGAUUUCAAAGAUAAAAAUGAGUAUUUUCUACCAACUUCUUGUUACAUUACCGCAAUAGGCAUAGUGGCUACAAAUGUCAUGGUGAGCAGUGAUACGACGCAUAUCAUGUGCAUCCUUCAUGUUUGCAGUCUGUUUGCUGCCAUCAGCACACAAGUUGAAAACAUAAUUCCAAAAGAUAAUAAUAUCAAAAUAAAUAAACGUGAAUACGAAAUGGGUCUUGAUUCAUCAAAUGAAAAAAUAACAUACCAAACAUACAUAAAAUGUUUAAAAAAAUAUCAGCUUGCUCUAGAAUUUGUUGAUAAGUUAGACUCAUGUAACACAACAAUUUCAUUAAUUACUUUAAUAUCUGUUAUUGGAGUUAUAAGUUCGGCUGGAAUCCAGAUUGUCUUCGUAAAGAAUCAUCUGAACGAUUUGAUAAAACCUUUAGUUAUUUUGAUGGGUUCGUUAGGGUGUCUAAUGAUUUUAUGCUAUUCUGGUCAAAUAUUAACAAAUGAAAGUCAAAAUAUAUUUUAUCGAGCUGCUGUGAUCAUCGGUGAUUAUUCACUGUCUUUUAGUGAUUCCAUUUAAGAGGGGUAGGAGUGAAGAGGGUACUCUCAUUGAUCAAAAUCAGUGUAUUAUCAUUGAAAAACAAUGCAUAUAUCACUGAUUGAUAUAAGUAUACCGCUGAAAUCAAGCUGUUCACUGUCUUUUAGUAAAUAAUGUACUAGUUCUGAUUUAGAGAGUAGCUUUUUACACGUGCUACAUAUACUUGAUCAAGAUUUGCAAUAAUAUUAAUUCUAAUUUAUAUAUAUAAUAUAUAUUUCAUCUUGAAUCUCGGAAAAAAUGGAAUUUUGAUUAAAAU
Messenger RNA from Solenopsis invicta (red fire ant), 1470 nucleotides. Its product is annotated as odorant receptor 4. The coding region runs from base 96 to 1196 and encodes 366 amino acids. Gene Ontology annotation, molecular function: olfactory receptor activity; odorant binding. Gene Ontology annotation, biological process: sensory perception of smell; detection of chemical stimulus involved in sensory perception of smell. Lineage: Eukaryota; Metazoa; Arthropoda; Insecta; Hymenoptera; Formicidae. The record is from RefSeq and is a predicted model, not a curated record. Gene Ontology annotation, cellular component: plasma membrane. The transcript has 8 exons.